Messenger RNA from Carassius gibelio (silver crucian carp), 7483 nucleotides. RefSeq names its product protein unc-13 homolog B. Lineage: Eukaryota; Metazoa; Chordata; Actinopteri; Cypriniformes; Cyprinidae. The record is from RefSeq and is a predicted model, not a curated record. The coding region runs from base 189 to 5042 and encodes 1617 amino acids. Gene Ontology annotation, cellular component: presynaptic active zone cytoplasmic component; plasma membrane; synaptic vesicle membrane. Gene Ontology annotation, biological process: dense core granule priming; synaptic vesicle maturation; neuromuscular junction development. Gene Ontology annotation, molecular function: calmodulin binding; phospholipid binding; syntaxin-1 binding. The transcript has 42 exons.
CAGUUUGGUGAUGGCGUUGGGUCAUCCGGGUCAGAACGCGUCACCUGCGGGAUAGAGACUCCGUCGAGCAUCCUCAGAAGUGCGCUCAGACGAGGAGCUAACUUGUGACAUCGUUUGAAAUGUCACCGGACAGCUGAGAACUCAUUAUAGUGACAGGAUUUAACCAAGAGGAAGAAACUUCGGUUGCCAUGUCUCUCCUGUGCGUGAGAGUUAAGAAAGCCAAACUCCAAGGACCUCCGGAUAAAUUCAAUGCCUAUGUGACACUGAAAGUGCAAAAUGUGAAGAGUACCACCAUCACUGUGAGGGGAGACCAGCCGUGCUGGGAGCAGGACUUCAUGUUUGAGAUCAGCCGGCUGGACCUGGGCCUCAUUGUAGAGGUGUGGAACAAAGGUCUCAUCUGGGACACCAUGUUAGGAACGGCCUGGAUCCCACUCAAAAGCAUCUGCCAUUCAGAGGAGGAGGGCCCUGGUGAUUGGAUAUUUCUGGACUCUGAAGUUCUGAUGAAGGCAGAUGAGAUAUAUGGGACUAAAAAUCCAACUCCACAUCGGGUCCUGCUGGACACUCGCUUUGAACUGCCCUUCGAAAUCCCAGAGGAUGAGGCUCGAUACUGGACCGGCAAACUGGAACGCAUCAAUGCUAUGGGCGUUCAUGAUGAGUUUCCCUUACAGGAUGAAGUAGCGGGACGCCCCCUUCCCUGCGCUGCCUCUCAAUGCUCUUUGGAUGACCUGGACAGUGCAGUGGAUGAUAGAGACAGUGACUACAGGAGUGAGACGAGCAGUAGUUUACCUCCACGCUACCACACUACAGCCCAGCCCAACUCUUCACUUCACCAGUAUCCCAUGGGGCCACGCUUUCAGCAGCACAUGGAUUCCUGUGCUGACUCUUUGCACAGCUUUGAAUUUGACUAUAGAGAUCACCAUGCAAGCAGUCCUGUGGACUCCAGUCGUUUUGGAUCUUCAGGGAACCUCAGCCAAGCUAGUUCCCAGCUCAGUGAGACUGGUCAAGAGAGUGCUGCUUGUUCAGAGUUAGAGGAGUCCUACCAUUCCUACCAUAGUACCGGCUAUCAACCAUCCAGAAAUGGGCAUCACCCUACCAAUGAACAAACCUCCUGGGGGGAAGAUGAAGGAUUGAAAUCCUCCCAAGAAAAUGGAAAGGGUAUAAGCUGCACCAUAAGAAAGGAAGCGGUUUCUCAAGUGGACAAAAUGCCUAAUAAAACUCUCAAAGGCUUCAGGGACGAUGGAAUGCCUUUGCCAUUCUCUCCAUCCAGAUUGCGCUGGCUUAAGGCAAUCAACAAAGUGAGAGUUCAACUUAAGGAGGGCAAAGAAAAUGGAGAUAAUUCAAGACAUGCUUGGAUUAAAGCUGGAAAUGGGAGUGGAAUAUUUGGAAUUGACAGUAUGCCAGACCUUCGAAAGAAAAAAGCUAUCCCUCUGGUUAGCGAUGUGUCACUGGUCCAAGCCAGGAAGGCUGGCAUUGCAUCGGCGAUGGCCUCGCGCUCCUCCAUAAAAGAUGAGGAACUGAAGAACCAUGUGUAUAAGAAAACGCUGCAAGCUUUAAUCUACCCCAUUUCUUGUACAACACCUCACAACUUUGAGAUAUGGACAGCCACAACGCCAACCUACUGUUACGAGUGUGAGGGGCUUCUUUGGGGCAUUGCGCGGCAGGGCAUGCGCUGCACGGAGUGCGGGGUCAAAUGUCAUGAGAAGUGUCAGGAGCUGCUGAAUGCUGACUGCCUGCAGCGCGCGGCUGAAAAGAGCUCCAAACAUGGUGCCGAGGACCGCACUCAGAACAUCAUUAUGGCCAUGAAGGAUCGCAUGAAGAUCCGUGAGAGGAACAAGCCUGAGAUCUUUGAGGUCAUCCGAGAUGUGUUUGUGGUCAGCAAGGCUAUCCAUGCUCAGCAGAUGAAGACCAUCAAGCAGAGCGUCCUGGAUGGAACGUCCAAGUGGUCAGCCAAGAUCACCAUCACAGUUGUCUGUGCUCAAGGACUGCAAGCUAAAGAUAAGACUGGUUCCAGUGACCCCUACGUGACUGUCCAGGUGGGUAAAACCAAAAAGAGGACCAAGACGAUCUACGGCAACCUCAAUCCUGUCUGGGAGGAAAAGUAUCAUUUUGAAUGCCAUAACUCCUCUGAUCGCAUCAAAGUUCGUGUUUGGGAUGAAGAUGAUGACAUAAAGUCAAGAGUAAAGCAGCGUUUAAAGAGAGAAUCUGAUGAUUUCCUGGGCCAAAGCAUCAUUGAGGUUCGCACACUGAGCGGAGAAAUGGACGUCUGGUAUAACCUCGAGAAAAGAACGGACAAGUCUGCUGUUUCUGGUGCCAUCCGUCUUCAGAUCAGUGUGGAAAUUAAGGGUGAAGAGAAAGUGGCCCCCUACCAUAUCCAGUACACCUGUCUACAUGAGAACCUCUUUCAUCACAUCACAGAUGUCCUCGGUCAGGGUGUGGUGAAAAUCCCAGAAGCCCGUGGCGAUGAUGCCUGGAAAGUCUACUUUGAUGAUGUGCCACAAGAAAUAGUGGAUGAAUUUGCAAUGCGCUAUGGGAUUGAAUCCAUCUACCAGGCCAUGACGCACUUUGCAUGUCUCUCGUCUAAGUAUAUGUGUCCCGGGGUCCCUGCUGUGAUGAGCACCCUGCUGGCCAACAUCAACGCCUACUACGCCCACACCACUGCAUCCACCAAUGUCUCCGCUAGCGACAGAUUUGCUGCAUCCAACUUUGGGAAAGAAAAGUUUGUCAAGCUUUUGGAUCAGCUGCACAAUUCCCUGCGCAUCGACCUCUCAAUGUAUCGAAACAACUUCCCUGCAAGCAGUAAGGAGCGUUUACAGGACCUCAAAUCUACUGUGGACCUCCUGACCAGCAUCACCUUCUUCAGAAUGAAGGUCCAGGAACUGCAGAGUCCCCCGAGAGCCAGUCAGGUUGUGCGAGACUGUGUCAAAGCCUGCCUCAACUCCACCUAUGACUACAUCUUCAACAACUGUCAAGACCUGUACAGUCGCCAAUAUCCUCAGAUCGGAGACACGCAUAAGGAGGAGUGCACUCCAGAAGAUCAGGGCCCAAGCAUCAAGAACUUAGACUUCUGGCCCAAACUCAUUACUCUGAUAGUGUCCAUCAUUGAGGAGGACCGUAACUCCUAUACACCAGUCCUUAACCAGUUUCCUCAGGAGCUGAAUGUGGGAAAACUGAGUGCGGAGGUCAUGUGGAAUCAGUUCUCUCAGGACAUGAAGUACGCCAUGGAAGAACAUGAAAAACACCGGCUGUGUAAGAGCGCAGACUACAUGAACCUGCACUUCAAGGUCAAAUGGCUGUAUAACGAAUAUGUGAAGGAUCUGCCAGCUUUCAAGGGAGUUGUUCCCGAAUACCCCACGUGGUUCCAGCAGUUUGUGCUGCAGUGGCUGGAUGAGAACGAGGAUGUGUCCAUGGAGUUCAUGCAUGGAGCCCUGGAGAGAGAUAAAAAAGACGGAUUCCAGCAGACGUCAGAGCAUGCUCUCUUCUCCUGUUCGGUGGUGGACGUCUUCACCCAGCUCAACCAGAGCUUUGAGAUCAUCAAGAAACUGGAGUGUCCCGACCCCAAAGUCUUGGCCCUCUACAGCCGCCGGUUCGCCAAGACCAUUGACAAAGUUCUGCUACAGUACAGUGCCAUUUUGAAGAAGAGCUUCCCGUCCUAUUGUGAUAAGGAGAAGAUUCCAUGCGUCUUGAUGAAUAAUGUCCAGCAGCUGCGUGUCCAGCUUGAGAAGAUGUUUGAGUCUAUGGGUGCCAAACAGCUGGAAGAGAGUGAGGAUGAGGAGGAAGAGUUACAGGAGGUGGCGGUCAGCAGGAACCAGUUGGACACAGAGGCCAGUGACCUCCUGAACGAUCUCCAGGUCAAGCUGAACAACGUCUUGGAUGAGCUGAGCAGCACCUUUGGAAACACUUUCCAGAGCCGCAUUGAUGACUGCAUGCGUCAGAUGGCCAGCCUGCUGUACCAGAUCAAGGGUCCCGUGAACGCCAACACACGCAACCAGGUGGAGGCCGACUCUGACAACAUGCUGCGGCCACUGAUGGACUUCCUGGAUGCACAUCUGAUGCUGUUUGCCUCGGUGUGUGAGAAAACCGUGCUGAAGCGAGUGCUGAAGGAGCUGUGGAGAAUUGUGAUGAACAGUCUUGAGAAGACCAUCAUCCUUCCCCAGGGCAAUGACACCUUUGGAAUGAUCUUUUCAGCAGCUAAAGAACUGGGUCAGCUCUCCAAACUCAAGGAUCACAUGUCUGGUGAAGCUAAAAGCUUGACGCCCAAGCAGUGUGCGGUCAUGGAUGUGGCCCUUGAUACCAUAAAGCAAUACUUCCACGCUGGAGGAAAUGGUCUGAAGAAGGCCUUUCUGGAGAAGAGUCCUGAGCUGUCCUCGCUGAGACAUGCACUGUCCCUCUAUACGCAGACCACCGACACACUUAUCAAGACGUUUGUCACUACUCAGCAUGCUCAAGUGCAUAAUGGGAAGGGUAUGAGGAUAACAUCUAGUGAGAAAAUACAGCCGUCUAGGGGCUCGGGAGUUGAUAAACCAGUAGGGGAAGUGUCCAUACAGAUCGACCUCUUCACUCACCCGGGCACAGGAGAGCAUAAAGUUACAGUUAAAGUUGUGGCUGCUAAUGAUCUGAAGUGGCAGACGUCUGGGAUGUUCCGGCCAUUUGUGGAGGUCACCAUGAUCGGCCCUCAUCUCAGCGACAAGAAGCGCAAGUUCACCACCAAAUCAAAGAACAACAGCUGGGCGCCCAAAUUCAACGAGACCUUCCAUUUUAUUCUUGGGAACGAGGAUGGGCCGGAGUGUUAUGAGCUGCAGGUGUGUGUGAAGGACUACUGCUUCGGCCGUGCGGACCGUGUGGUGGGCAUCGCCGUCAUACAGCUGCGUGAUGUCGCACCGAGGGCCAGCUGUGCCUGCUGGUGUCCACUGGGCGCACGGAUACACAUCGAUGACACGGGCCUCACCGUCAUGCGCAUCCUCUCCCAGCGCUCGGGCGAUGAGGUGGCCAAAGAGUUUGUGAAACUCAAGUCUGAGACACGCUCGGCCGAGGAGGGGAGGUGAGGACGUUCCUACAGCAGAAGACAAUCUCAGACUAGACAAGGAUUGGCUGGAUGUCAACACUGUCACCUUUUUUGUGUCCACACCAAUGUUUUUGCUGCCCACUGACACCCACAGAGAAGGCCAUGUGACAUGUUUUAUAUGUGUUAGUUUUAGCAAUGGAUGAGGCGGUGUGGGGUCAACUAGAAGAAAAGACUGAAAACAAUAUUUUUUCUUCGUAUAUUGAUAUACGUCCAGCCACACAUCCAGCCACUAACACACUGGCAAAAGACUAGUUAGGGUAGAUACCAGUAGUGAGGGAUAGACAAACAGUCCUAAGUUGUAUCGUGCCAAAAUUUAGUCUAAUUUCGUUUGUUGUCCAUUGGAUAUUUUUUUCGAUUAUUCAUAUGGGUGAAUCUCAUGAAAACAUUUAGCUCAAAAAUUAAAUGUACAAUUAAAUUAAUAUACAAUAUAAUUAAAUAUUACAAGAAAUAUAAUUCAAAGAAGAAAUUAUUACAUUAAAUUAAUAAAAUAAGAAUUUCAAUAUUACAUUUAUAAUAUAUAUAUAUUUUUUUUUAUUGUACUUUUGGAAUUAUUUUCUUGACUAAGUUAAUUUCCUUCUGAAACUCUCGUAUUUAUUUAUUAAUUGUUUUACUUAUAAUUGCAAUGGUGAUUUUUUUUUUUUUAAGCAAGUAAAUAAAAUAAAAUGUAAUUGCUUUUAUAUGAAAGGACUGUGCUUUUAUAUGAAUAUGACACUUUGAUAAAUAAAAAAAUAGAAAUAAAUAAUAUCAUAAAAAUAAUAUAAAUCAAAUAAAUGUAUUUUACAAUGGAAAUAAUCUUAAAUUAUUAAAAAUAGAGUAAAUAGACUUUUUUAUUUUGGAGAUCAACUUUGACCCAGACAUUUUUUUAUGAAAUGCAUCCAUUUUCAGUGUUGUGAUAAAUUGUAAUCAUUGCAAAAAGUAAAACCAGACAUGUCUAUCCCUCACAAAAAUGUUUUCAAGAAAAAAAUGGUGUCAAUUCCUGACUUCAGGUCCUUUGACAUCCAACCAGUAGAUGGCGCUGUGAGUGUACUGGCUCAUUAUUUUGAUAGAAUAGAAAUUCCACAUCCAUUCGUGCACACUUUCUCUGUAAACACCUCUUUUGUAAUGUGUUUAUUGCCUUAUUUUGUUGAUGCUGUGAAUGUGUCAAGUUGAAAUGUAAUGAUUAUGAUUGUUAUGAACAUUGCGGAUCUAGAGGCAGUGUUUGUAUGCUAUGGGCCAGAUCUCAUUCACUUAGUGUUGUGGAGUGAUUUUAAUAUAGAGAGAUGUUAAAUACAUUUCCCUCCGUUUCCGAGUCGGCGCUCAACGUGAUACAUCCGUCAGCCGAAAGUGUGCCUUUCUUACAGGCUUUGUGACCGCUCAGAUGAUGCAUGACCUGUUUGCACCUCAGCCCACUGAUCUUCUGCCUCUUAUGGUCACCAUUCAAUUCAAAAGCGAGCGGUACUUCGGCCAUCCUCUUUGACCAGUAGGUGGCAGCAAUAAUCUCGAGUUCACAUUAACACCCACACCAAAAGACAAUGCAGCAUCAUCAGACAGUAUUGAAGCUAAAAUGUGUGAAUGCUUUAAUGGAGUGUUGUGUAAUAUUUUUCAAUACUUAAUGUCGUGGAAAGAAAGCGCUGAAAAAUCAGCAUCAGCUGGGGGGAGAAAAUACAAACGUAAACAAAUAUCAGAUCAAGCUUAAAUGUGAUCACUGAUCAAUAAUAGAUAAGUCGAUUUUUAAACAUUUUUUUUCCAAAGCGGCCUUAUUUGUUCUAAUAUUUUCUGUUUAAAAGAUUUUAACUUCAUUUUUUUUCCUUUUAGGUAAAAAAUUAGUCUUUUUUUCUGUGAGGUCUUGUUGUUAUUCCGUUUCUUUAUUUUGAAAGACUGACUGAUUUAUUUUUUUUAGUUGUUCAUUUUGAAGAAUUGCAUACUGUUGUGCUUUGUUUUCCCAGAAACUACUGCAAAAGAAAAAAAGGAAAACUACAGUAACACUAGAUUUGUCCCCUCAUUUGUCAAUCCAAAUUUCAAUGUAUAAAUAUUGUAUUUUUCACAAAACACUGCCGAUAUGUAAAUGUAUGUUGAUAUUGCCAAUCGUUAUUGUGACUGUUGAACCUGUUAUUUAUUUUCACUUCUAACUCUGUGUCACUUUAUAUACUGUUACCGUUGUUUAGGCCAGCAGUGUUUGGACUGUAUUUUAGGAGGGAAAGGUCGCUCUUUGUAAUGUACACGUUCCUCGUGCCAACUUGUGGAAGUUCUCACUUUAUUUUGAAACAAUUCUGACAAUUAAUACUGGCAUGUACGGGACUUUACUCAGUUUUACGGAGUUUACUCACAUUUUUGAAGUUAUAUUGGUAUUGUACACGGUCACUGACAAGGAAAAAUGUGUUAUUAAAAUGUAUGUGUGCACACUCCAACAAAUAAAUUUAUACAUAAAGUAACUUAAACUAA